This is a messenger RNA of Gorilla gorilla gorilla (western lowland gorilla), 2729 nucleotides long. It is a transcript of the gene TMEM184C, whose product is annotated as transmembrane protein 184C. The transcript has 10 exons. The coding region runs from base 628 to 1944 and encodes 438 amino acids. The record is from RefSeq and is a predicted model, not a curated record. NCBI's taxonomy places the organism in Eukaryota, Metazoa, Chordata, Mammalia, Primates, Hominidae.
AGUUUGGCUCUGACGACGAAUCACCUGCCUCAGACAGCAGGGGCGGAAGCGGAAAAGAGCUGAAAGUCUUGGUUUGGCCUUGGGUUCCGCUGUAGGGGAGGUCCCGUGCGAAAGAAUGAGGAGAUCUUGGGGCCUUACCUACUAGCGGAAUCGGGUGACGAGACGCCUGCCAGUGCGGGAGGUAGGAAGCUCGAUCCCCAAAGAAAAGAGCGAGUGGGCAGGCAGCUGCGAGACAGAACCGGAGUGUGCAGGGUCCCUAGAGGCCGGUUCCUGGUCGGUGCUGCUCUCCUGGAAGCCAUGGUACAGGCAGAGCUCAGGGCGAUCCCCAGGUGAGGGCAGCGGCUCUGCCUGAGAUUCCACCGCAGUACAACCGGGUAGAUGCGGGGUGGGGAAGAAAGGAUGUUGCCUGCACUGCUCGCCAAUAGCACCCUGAGCCGCUACAUUUGCAGGAGCAGCAGCAGAAGACAUAGCGCCGGUCCAGGAGGCGGCUCGAGCUGUUCGUAAAGUCGCCCGACAGCUUUUUCUCCGUAGUAUGCGAGUUGACAAAACAGCCAGAGAACAGGGCUCCCCAUUACAAUCUUUUCGAGAUCUUUUCCCUUUCUAACCGGAUCUGAUUUGUGCGAAAACAUGCCUUGCACUUGUACCUGGAGAAACUGGAGACAGUGGAUUCGACCUUUAGUAGCGGUCAUCUACCUGGUGUCAAUAGUGGUUGCGGUUCCCCUAUGCGUGUGGGAAUUACAGAAACUGGAGGUUGGAAUACACACCAAGGCUUGGUUUAUUGCUGGAAUCUUUUUGCUGUUGACUAUUCCUAUAUCACUGUGGGUGAUAUUGCAACACUUAGUGCAUUAUACACAACCUGAACUACAAAAACCAAUAAUAAGGAUUCUUUGGAUGGUACCUAUUUACAGUUUAGAUAGUUGGAUAGCUUUGAAAUAUCCCGGAAUUGCAAUAUAUGUGGAUACCUGCAGAGAAUGCUAUGAAGCUUAUGUAAUUUACAACUUUAUGGGAUUCCUUACCAAUUAUCUAACUAACCGGUAUCCAAAUCUGGUAUUAAUCCUUGAAGCCAAAGAUCAGCAGAAACAUUUCCCUCCUUUAUGUUGCUGUCCACCAUGGGCUAUGGGAGAAGUAUUGCUGUUUAGGUGCAAACUAGGUGUAUUACAGUACACAGUUGUCAGACCUUUCACCACCAUCGUUGCUUUAAUCUGUGAGCUGCUUGGUAUAUAUGACGAAGGGAACUUUAGCUUUUCAAAUGCUUGGACUUAUUUGGUUAUAAUAAACAACAUGUCACAGUUGUUUGCCAUGUAUUGUCUCCUGCUCUUUUAUAAAGUACUAAAAGAAGAACUGAGACCAAUCCAACCUGUUGGCAAAUUUCUUUGUGUAAAGCUGGUGGUUUUUGUUUCUUUUUGGCAAGCAGUAGUUAUUGCUUUGUUGGUAAAAGUUGGCGUUAUUUCUGAAAAGCAUACGUGGGAAUGGCAAACUGUAGAAGCUGUGGCCACCGGACUCCAGGAUUUUAUUAUCUGUAUUGAGAUGUUCCUCGCUGCCAUUGCUCAUCAUUACACAUUCUCAUAUAAACCAUAUGUCCAAGAAGCAGAAGAGGGCUCAUGCUUUGAUUCCUUUCUUGCCAUGUGGGAUGUCUCAGAUAUUAGAGAUGAUAUUUCUGAACAAGUAAGGCAUGUUGGACGGACAGUCAGGGGACAUCCCAGGAAAAAAUUGUUUCCCGAGGAUCAAGAUCAAAAUGAACAUACAAGUUUAUUAUCAUCAUCAUCACAAGAUGCAAUUUCCAUUGCUUCUUCUAUGCCACCUUCACCCAUGGGUCACUACCAAGGGUUUGGACACACUGUGACUCCCCAGACUACACCUACCACAGCUAACAUAUCUGAUGAAAUCCUUAGUGAUACUAUAGGAGAGAAAAAAGAACCUUCAGAUAAAUCCGUGGAUUCCUGAACAGUGUGGAAAAGCAAACUGUGCAACUACUACAUUAUAUCAUUACCUGGUAUCCCAUGGAUUUUGUGCUUGGGACAGACCAUAAAUGAUGGAAAAUGUCAACACAAAAAUAGCUGAAAGCCAGGUACAACUACUACAUUUAUAUAUGUAAGUUUUGUAUAUCAAAAAUAAUUGGUCUAAAUUUCCUAGACUUAGACUUGAUUUCUUAACAUUAGGGUAUCACAUACUCAAAUGGUAGACAAUGACCCCAACUAAAUCUUCCUGAUGUUACACAGCUUUAUCAAGAGGAUGGACUCUUUUUUUUUGAGACAGAGUCUUCCUCUGUCACCCAGGCUGGAGUGCAGUGGCGCAAUCUCGGCUCACUGCAAGCUCUGCCUCCCAAGUUCACGCCAUUCUCCUGCCUCAGCCUCCCGAGUAGCUGGGACUACAGGCACCUGCCACCAUGCCCAGCUAAUUUUUUUUUUUUUUUUAGUAGAGACAGGGUCUCACCGUGUUAGCCAGGAUGGUCUUGAUCUGACCUCGUGAUCCGCCCACCUCAGCCUCCCAAAGUGCUGGAAUUAUAGGCGUGAGCCACUGCGCCUGGCCAAGAAUGGACAUUUUUUAAAAAAACAUCAGUACUUCCUACCACUGCUGCAUGAGUAUAAUGCUCCGGAAUUAUCAGAAAGCAUAAUGCAGAAAUACAAAUUAGUGGAACUUAAUCAUGUGCCAUAUAAGCUUACCUAACAAACAGUUAUAUCCCUAUUCCUCAACUGAAUGUCUUUCAAUAAAUAAGAAUUUAUCAUUUA